Paralichthys olivaceus (Japanese flounder) is the source of this 1897-nucleotide messenger RNA. RefSeq names its product placental growth factor b (gene pgfb). NCBI's taxonomy places the organism in Eukaryota, Metazoa, Chordata, Actinopteri, Pleuronectiformes, Paralichthyidae. Gene Ontology annotation, biological process: positive regulation of angiogenesis; vascular endothelial growth factor receptor signaling pathway; positive regulation of protein phosphorylation. Gene Ontology annotation, molecular function: vascular endothelial growth factor receptor binding; chemoattractant activity; growth factor activity. The record is from RefSeq and is a predicted model, not a curated record. Gene Ontology annotation, cellular component: membrane.
UUUUAUUUAUUUUUUUAAAAACAGUAUUAUAUUUGUAUUGUCCCAGCACCUCCUAUUUGCCUCUGGGGGCCUUAUUCAUUAGUUAGCACCAUCCACUUCAUCAUCAGGUUACACGUAGCAGAGGAGCUACGUGACUGCGCUCAGUCAGCCUCAGCUCUAACCAAACCCCGGGAGCGGAAGACUGGAAGCUUCUCACACAGCAUCACCACCUUUAUAGUGGGACUUCUGUGUUCUGUUGGUGGAUUGUUUGCUUUGGAGUGCGUGCACCGGGAGCUGUCACCUCCUCCUCCCCACCUCCAUCUCUCUGCACUCGAACACAUCCCGACAUGAAACUCGGUCUGGUCCUGGAGACUGCGGCGGCGCUUUAUCUGCUGCUCUCACCUGCACAGAGUCUACCUUUGGUGAGCAUAAACCGUACAACUGAAGUGAUAAUGUUUCAAGAGGUGUGGAGUCGCAGCUUCUGCCGGACCAUUGAGAAGCUGGUGGAGGUGGUGCAGGAGUAUCCGAUGGAGGUGGAGCACAUCUACAGUCCCUCCUGCGUGCCGCUGGUGAGGUGUGCAGGUUGUUGCGGGGAUGAGAAGCUGGAGUGUCAUCCAACCCGCACCACAAACGUCACCAUGGAGCUGUUGAAAAUCAGGCCAUCAGAACCGGGUCAGGAAUAUGUUCAGAUGAUGUUCGUGGAGCAUCAGACAUGUGAAUGUAGAGUCAGGAAACCCGUUGUGAUUGUUGAGAGAAAAAGACAAAAAGGAAAAGGAAGGAAGAGAAAGGAGCGACAAAAAUCAAAAGAAUGUGACAGGUGCCAGAUCCCUCGCAGGUAACUGCAGUGGUGACCCAACCCCCUGUUGCAGUGUGGCUCAUUAUUUAUUUCCAGCCCAGUGACGGCAUCAGGAGUCUCCUCCGCUCAUCUAUCAACACUGUGUCCAGCCAGAGACUCAGAGAGCUGGGUCCUCUUGCUGACGUGCCCUUCUGACGACGGGCAGAGCGUUUUGUAAUGACAAGGUUCAAAAGGAAGAAUGUUCUGGUUGGUGGAAACACUGCUGACACAAACAGAUAUCCCUGGGAGCCAGUGCAAUGUAGAAUCAAACCGACUGAUGCCUUUUCUUUCACACUAGUUUUUACCGUAUCAGUUAUUAUAAUUUGUCGAAUUCCUCUGUAUUUAAAGGUGGUUAAGUUUUAAAAUCUAUAUUUAUUGAUACAGGCGAUUUCAUUUAGACCAGCAACAUGUAAAGUGUAUGUCAUUCCUUCUUCAAACUUUAUCCAAGACACCUUGACUUGUCAAAACUGCAGAUGUUGGACUGAGUGUGUAGCUGCUUUGUACAGGUAAUAAUGAAAUGUCGCCCUCUAGUGUCUGUGGAAACUGAUCAAAUCAAAACUGAUCUAUAUGAAAUUAUUUUUUUAGGUGAAAUAUAUGAAUAUAAUCAGACACAGGACAGUCACAAUCAAUCACUACAUCAUAUGAUUAGCAAUCAUCUAUCAGUUAUUUAAGUCACAAUCCCAUAAUUAUUGAUUCUGUAUGAAUCCUCUACAUGUCACGAGACGACAAAUGAGUUGUUUGUAUUUAACUGCCAAUUCACACCAGAAUAAGGGCGAUAUUUAUCAGAAAGGUUUAUCAGCUGACGAUGUCCGCAGAAGAUUAUGUAUGAGAAAAAUAUAUCAAGUUAUCAAAUAUCCUAAUUGUUCUUUGAAUCCUCUCUUUAUUGCUUAAUUGUGAGCAGGGUAGUAAAUCAAACUGCCUUCGAAAUGAACGAGAUUCGGCCAUGUGAGAAAUCAGUUCACUUCAUAAGACCCCAGAAUUUCAUUUCGAUACCUUAUGUUUUUUAUGACAUCACAAUGUUUUUGAAGAUUAUAUAUAUUUAAAAAAUAAACAUGUCUGCUGGGUGGGCCCUAGUGACGCGAG